Molecule: messenger RNA, 5276 nt
Organism: Gilbertella persicaria
Lineage: Eukaryota; Fungi; Mucoromycota; Mucoromycetes; Mucorales; Choanephoraceae
Exons: 10
Coding region: 164-5152 (1662 amino acids)
Biological process (GO): intracellular protein transport; Golgi to endosome transport; receptor-mediated endocytosis
Cellular component (GO): clathrin coat of coated pit; clathrin coat of trans-Golgi network vesicle; actin cortical patch
Molecular function (GO): clathrin light chain binding; structural molecule activity
Source: RefSeq, a predicted model, not a curated record
GUCUUGUGUAUACUUUUAUCAUAUUGAAACUCGCUCUCAAGUCCUCUUCCCUUUCUCUCUCUCUCUCUUUCUUUCUUUUUGUCUUGUAAUUUCCACUCUCUUUUUUCUCUAUUUGUAACAUAAACUUGCAUAAAAAGGCAAUAAAGAAGAAAACAAGAACAAGAUGAGUGAACAACUUCCCAUCAAAUUUCAAGAACACGCACAGCUACAAAACCUUGGUGUAAACGCAGCCAGUAUUGGCUUCAACACCUUAACUAUGGAGUCGGACAGAUUUAUCUGUGUUAGGGAACAAGUGAACAACCAAAACCAAGUUGUUAUUAUUGACUUGUCCAACAACAACGAAAUCACUCGUCGCCCUAUCACAGCUGACUCUGUCAUUAUGCAUCCUAAAACUAAGAUUAUGGCCCUUAAAGCUCAAAGACAACUUCAAGUAUUCAACCUUGAAACAAAGACAAAACUCAAGUCGCAUAUGAUGAAUGAAGAUGUUGUUUUCUGGAAGUGGUUGGAUCUUAAGACAAUUGGUCUUGUUACAGACCAGUGUGUGUAUCGCUGGUCUAUUGAAGGUGAAUCCGCUCCUCAAAAGGUCUUUGAUCGACAUGCUACUCUCAGCGGUUGUCAAAUUAUCAAUUUGCGCGCUUCUUCUGACGAAAAAUGGUUUGUUCUGGUUGGUAUUUCUGCUAAAGAAGGUCGUAUUGCUGGUUCCAUGCAACUCUAUUCUAGAGAGCGUGGUGUCAGUCAAGCUAUCGAAGGUCAUGCUGCUGCCUUUGCUGAAAUUACUCUUCAAGAUGCUCCUAGCCCUACUAAACUCUUUACAUUUGCUGUUCGUACAGCUAAUAUGAGUGCCAAGCUCCAAAUCAUCGAGGUUGACCAUGUUGAUGGCAACCCUCCUUUCCAAAAGAAGGCUGUUGAAGUCUUUUUCCCUCCCGAAGCUGCUACUGAUUUCCCCGUAGCCAUGCAAAUCAGUCAUAAGUAUGGUGUUAUUUUUUUGGUCACCAAGAUGGGUUUCAUUCAUCUUUAUGAUCUUGAAUCUGGUACUUGUAUCUAUAUGAACAGAAUUAGCAGUGAAACUAUCUUUGUCACAGCUGAAUAUGAUCCUACUUCAGGUAUUAUUGGUGUCAACAAAAAGGGUCAAGUUCUUUCUGUCUCUCUUGACGAAAACAACAUUAUUCCCUACAUCAUCAACAACUUGAACAACACUGAAUUGGCUCUUAAAUUGGCUUCCCGUGGCGGUCUUUCGGGUGCUGAUGAUUUAUAUCUUGCUCGUUUUAACCAAUUGUUUGCUACUGGUAACUUUGGUGAAGCUGCCAAGGUUGCUGCCAAUUCUCCUAGAGGCAUCCUCCGUACUACAGAAACCAUCGAAAAAUUCAGACAAAUUCCUGCUCAACCCAAUUCACUUCCACCUAUUUUACAAUACUUUGGUACACUUCUUGAAAAGGGUGUUCUCAACAAAUUUGAAUCACUUGAACUUGCUAAACCCAUUUUAACUCAAAACCGUAAACCUCUUUUAGAAAAGUGGUUGAAGGAAGAUAAAUUGCAAUGCAGUGAAGAACUCGGUGAUUUUGUCAAGCAAUACGAUUCUCUUUUGGCCUUGUCUGUCUAUUUGCGUGCUGAAGUGCCCAACAAGGUUGUCUUGUGUAUGGCUGAAAACCGCCAAUAUGACAAGAUUUUGGCUUAUGCUAAAACUGUUGGCUAUACUCCUGAUUAUGCCUCCUUGCUUUAUAACAUUGCUCGUACUGAACCCGAAAAGGCUGCUGAAUUUGCCGUGACCCUUACAAAUGAUGAAAAUGGUCCCUUGAUUGAACCUGAGAAGGUGGUUGACGUCUUCCAGUCUCAAAACAUGAUUCCUCAAGCUACAACUUAUUUGUUGGAUUACUUGAAGGGUGAUAGAGAACAAGAUGCUGCUCUUCAAACCCGUGUUCUUGAGAUGAACUUGGUGCAUGCUCCUCAAGUAGCAGACGCUAUUAUGGGUACAGGCAUGCUCAACCAUUAUGAUAAGGUUGUCAUUGGUAACUUGUGUGAAAAAGCCGGUUUGUACCAACGUGCCCUUGAACACUAUACCGACAUUCAUGAUAUUAAGCGUAUUAUUCCUCACACUCACUUGAUGCAAGCUGAAUGGCUCGUCAAUUACUUUGGUAACCUUUCUGUUGACCAAAGCUUGGAUUGUUUGAAAGAAAUGCUCAACAAUAACCUUCGUCAAAACCUUCAGAUUGUUGUUCAAGUUGCCAUCAAAUAUUCUGAACAACUUCAACCUCACAAUUUGAUUGAUCUCUUUGAAUCCUACAAGAGCAAUGAAGGUCUUUACUACUAUCUUGGUUCUAUUGUUAAUGUCAGUCAAGAUGGACUUGUUCACUUCAAAUAUAUCCAAGCCGCCUGUCGUACUGGCAAUGUGCGUGAAGCAGAGCGCAUCUGUCGUGAAAGUACCUACUAUGAUCCUGAAAAGGUCAAGAACUUCUUAAAGGAAGCCAAGUUGAGUGAUCAAUUGCCUCUCAUCAUUGUCUGUGACCGUUUUAACUUUGUUCAUGAUCUUGUUCUCUAUCUCUAUCACAACAACUUGCAGAACUUUAUCGAAACAUAUGUUCAAAAGGUCAACCCCUCCCGUACUCCUGAAGUCAUUGGUGGUCUUUUAGAUGUUGGUUGUGAUGAAAAUACUAUCAAGAACUUGCUUCUUUCUGUUCAAGGUGAACUCCCUGUUGAUAAGUUGUGUGAAGAAGUUGAACAAAGAAACCGCUUGAAACUUCUCUUGCCUUGGUUGAAUAUGCGUGUUACUGCUGGUAGCCAAGAUCCUGAAGUCUACAAUGCUUUGGCUAAGAUCUAUAUCGACACCAACAACAACCCAGAGCCUUUCCUCAAGGAAAACGAAUUCUACAAUCCUCGCAUCAUUGGUAAAUACUGUGAAAAGAGAGAUCCUUACUUGGCCUUUAUUUGUUACGAAAAGGGUCAAUGUGAUUACGAAUUGAUCCAUAUCACCACUGAAAACUCCAUGUUCAAGCACCAGGCCCGUUAUCUCGUUCACCGUCGUGAUCCCGCUCUUUGGGCCUCUGUUCUUGUCGAAACUAAUGAACACCGCCGUGAAUUGAUUGAUCAAAUCGUAGCUACUGCUCUUCCUGAAUGUACCGAUCCUGAUGAUGUUUCAAACACUGUCAAGGCUUUCAUGACUGCCGAUUUGCCCAAUGAAUUAAUUGAACUUUUAGAGAAGAUUGUCUUGGAAAGCAGUGCUUUCAAUGACAACAAGACCUUGCAAAACUUGUUGAUCUUUACUGCUGUUAAGGCUGAUCCUUCUCGCGUCAUGGACUAUCUUAAUCGUCUUGAUAACUUUGAUGCAGCUGAUGUUGCUGGCGUCUGUGUUGGCGAAAACUUGUUUGAAGAAGCUUUUGCUAUUUACAAGAAACACAACGUUGAUGCUAAUGCUAUUGAUGUCUUGAUUGAAAAGAUUGGCGAUCUUGAUCGUGCUUAUGAAUUCGCUGAACGCUCUGAUAAGCCUGAAGUGUGGAGUAAGCUUGCCAAGGCUCAAUUGGAUCAAAUGCGUGUCAAGGAAGCUAUUGAUUCUUAUAUUCGUGCUGGUGAUAUGUCCAACUACAUGGAAGUCACUCGUUGUGCAUCUAUGGACAACAAGUACGACGACCUUGUUCGUUACUUGCAAAUGGCUCGUAAGCAAUCUCGUGAACCCUAUAUUGAAACCGAAUUGUUGUUUGCCUAUGCAAAAACUGAUCGUUUAGCUGAUUUGGAAGACUUCUUGGCCAGCCCUAACAUUGCUCAAAUUCAAGAAGUAGGUGACCGUUGUUUCCGUAGUGGUAUGUUUGAAGCUGCCAAGAUUUUGUAUACCAGCAUUUCCAACCACGCCAGUUUGGCUCAAACUUUGGUUCACUUGAAGGACUACCAAGGCGCUGUUGACUGUGCCCGUAAGGCCAAUUCCACCAAGGUUUGGAAGGAAGUUAAUGCUGAAUGUAUUCUUCAACGUGAAUUCCGUUUGGCUCAAAUCUGUGGUCUUCACAUUGUUGUUCACGCUGAAGAAUUAGACGAACUUGUCAAGACCUAUGAAAAGAAUGGCUUCUUUGAUGAAAUUAUCCGUUUAUUAGAAGCUGGAUUGAACCUUGAAAGAGCUCAUAUGGGCAUGUUCACUGAACUUGCUAUUCUUUACUCCAAAUAUGCCCCCGACAAUAUGAUGGAACACCUUAAACUCUAUGUGUCUCGUAUCAAUAUGCCCAAGGUCAUUCGUGCUUGUUCUGAAGUUCAUUUGUGGCGUGAAUUGGUUUUCCUUUAUGUAAACUAUGAUGAAUACGAUAACGCUGUCACUGCUAUGAUGGAACAUUCUGUUGACUCAUUUGAACAUGGUGCUUUCAAGGAAAUCAUUGUCAAGGUGUCCAAUGUUGAACUCUACUACAAGGCACUCAAGUUCUACCUUGCUGAACAGCCCAUGUUGUUGAAUGACUUGCUUUCUGUUCUUGUUCCUCGCAUCAAGCAUAGCCGUGUCGUUCAAAUAUUUGAAAAGUCUGAUAAUAUUCCUUUGAUCAAGCAAUACUUGAUUUCCAUUCAGGACAUCAACAACAAGGACGUUAACACAGCAUUGAAUGAACUCUAUAUCGAAGAAGAAGAUUAUGAAGCAUUGCGUGACUCCCUUGAUCGCCAUGAUAAUGUUGAUCCCGUUGAUCUUGCAAAGCGUUUGGAAAAGCAUGAAUUACUCGAAUUCCGUCGUAUUGCUGCACAUCUCUACAAGCGCAACAGAAGAUGGAGACAAUCUAUUGCUCUUUCCAAAGAAGAUCGUUUGUUCAAAGAUGCUAUGGAAACUGCUGCUGAAUCCAAAGACCGUGAAGUUGCUGAAGAACUCUUACAAUACUUUAUUGAAGUCGGUAAGCGCGAAUGUUUCGCUGCCAUGCUCUAUACAUGUUACGACUUGAUGAGACCCGAUUUUGUCAUGGAAUUAGCAUGGAGAAACGGUCUGAACGACUUUGCUAUGCCUUACAUGAUUAAUAUUAUGAAAGACAACUUCUCCAAAAUUUCUGUGUUGGACAAGGAAGUAAAUGAACUUAAAGAGAAAGUCGCAAAGCAAGAAUCAACUAAUGAAAAUGCUCCCGCUGUCCCUCUUGGUGGUGGAAUGGGUCAUCCCCUUAUGUUGACAGCUCCUGGAGGUAUGAUGCCUCAACAAUCCCCAUGAUGACUGGCGCAUCUUUCUCACCCAACAACCAAUUCGGUGGUUUCUAAAAGAAAAUCUAUAAUAAUCUAUAUGCUAAAAAAUAUCAUAUUUUGUAAUAAAGUUAUUUCCUUUUUUUUUCAUCAUA